Impatiens glandulifera is the source of this 1484-nucleotide messenger RNA. RefSeq names its product protein SAWADEE HOMEODOMAIN HOMOLOG 1-like. Bases 292 to 1050 code for a protein of 252 amino acids. Gene Ontology annotation, molecular function: chromatin binding. The record is from RefSeq and is a predicted model, not a curated record. The transcript has 9 exons. NCBI's taxonomy places the organism in Eukaryota, Viridiplantae, Streptophyta, Magnoliopsida, Ericales, Balsaminaceae.
ACAAAACUCUUCACGGUUUGUUCAGGCGAGCCACCAGUGAUGAAAAGGGCGGCCAUUUCUUAACAGUAGGGUGGUGGCUACCUGACAACGAUAAUACACUUGAGAAAGGGGAGGCGUCUUUACCUUACCUUACCAUACCAAAAACUGGUGUCUUUUUGUUGAUUUGGGAGUGGCUUGGCCAACUAUUUCUCUCUUUCUCAAAGUCAUAGCAGCGGCUGCAAAGGGUUAGGGUUUUUCUGGAAUAGAGACGACGACGACGGAGGUCUUCUCUGUCUGAUAUCCGCAUUUAUUAUGGAUCGUCUUCGUUCAAGAGACAGGAGAAUCUUCUCUGGCUUUACUGCAUCUGAGAUUGAAAAAAUGGAGAAACUUUAUGAUGAAUCUGGGGAGUUUUGUCUCAACAAAGAGUUCUGUAAAAAGAUUGCAAGAAGUUUCAACUGCUCCAAAGGUCGUGCAGGGCAAGCACCUGUGAAGUGGAUUGAGGUGCAUAGUUGGUUCCAAGAUUGGCAGGAACUCAAUCCACUUAAGAUUUCUACUUCACCCAAUCUUCCCGAGAAGGUGUCUGCUGUCCCUGAAGCAAGCCCUUCAAAUGGUCCACUUAAAGACUCUCAAGAUGCACAAGAUCCCGCCUCAGGCAACAAGGUUCGAGAUCUGUUAGAAGUUCAAUUUGAGGCUCUGUCAAGACGGGAUGGGGCAUGGUACGAUGUUGAUAUAUUUUUGGGCCACAGGGUUCUUAGUUCGGGUGAAACCGAAGUUCAUGUGAGAUAUAUUGGUUUUGGAGCAGAGGAAGAUGAGUGGGUAAGUGUGAAGGCUUUACGAGAACGUUCUGUUCCCUUGGAACAUUCAGAAUGCGGGAAAAUUGAAGUAGGUGAUACAGUUAUUUGCUUCCAGGAGAGGAGAUAUCAAGCCAAAUACUAUGAUGCUACUAUUGUAUCUAUCCAGAGAAGGAUGCAUGACAUUCGGGGUUGUAGGUGUAUAUUCUCGAUUCAAUACUUGCAGGACGAAACCGAGGAGAAAGUGCGGUUGAGAAGGCUAUGUCGUCGACCGACCUAAUUCUAGCUUGUUGACAUGCCAAUUUUGUUCAGGCUCCUCCAAGGUUUCUGAAUAACAUAUCUCCUCUAUUUUGACUAUUACUGUGCUAUUGUUGCACAGUGGAUUUACUUAUUUUUAGUUUACUACUUGUAUAUAAAGUAAACUCACGAGAACAUAUAUAUUGCUUCUCAUCGAAAGGAGUCACGGUUGUAAGCAGAAAUCAUGGUUUGGUUUUGUUCAGUUGAAAUUAAACGAUAAAAGGGAGGGCAUAACCAAACACAAAAUAGAAACCAUGGUUUUGUAUUGGUUUUUGCAACUUGACUAUGAUUUGGUUUGAUGAGUGAUGCAAAUGAAUUGUUUCUUUGGAAAUUUUGCAAUGUAACUGUGUUAAGCAACUUUCGUUCAGUACCGUGUUUAUCAUCCUAAUGGUUAGCAUGAUCUUUUGGGGACCAUAA